AAAAUCGGCACUAUAUAAAGAAAGACCAUCUCCUCAGUUGUCCAUCAAUCCUCGUCAAUCAACAAACCAUGGAGCACUCGAUUAUUGUAGUCUUUGUGCCUUUGAUGGCCUACGUUUUGUUGACCUCUGCUCAGCUACCGACCGGCUUGAACAAAGGUAAUCCUUCCUCAGUAGAGGAGGAGGCCCAACCCCAGACGAUCUCGGAAAUCAUUCAAAUCAUGAGCAAUCAGAGGCAGUUUUCUGUCCAAGACGUUCAGACAGCAUUAAACACGUUAGGAUCUCUCUGGAAAACAUUCGUGGGGGCGAUGUUGGACGCGAAAGUUGAUUUGGCUCGGGCGCACACCGAGAUUGGAAUCAUCAAAAAGCAGUUGGCCAAUGUUACAACUACAGUUCAAAAUUUGAAAAAACAGAUCAAUGGCACGACAAACAAUUCUCCAUAAAAAUUAACUCGCGUUAUUCUUAAUUUUUGAUUUAUUUGGCUAGUGGCUGUCGCUCCUAGCAUCGGUCGAAUGUUGACUACCUAGUUGGAACUUUUCAUUACAUCGCACAUACAGGUGCAAUUGUGUAAUUUCUGUUAAAUCUUCUGGUUGGAAAUAAAAAAACAGGUUGAGCAAUACUGAAGAGGUCUAGGUAAA
Daphnia pulicaria is the source of this 635-nucleotide messenger RNA. RefSeq lists its product as uncharacterized. The record is from RefSeq and is a predicted model, not a curated record. The transcript has 3 exons. Lineage: Eukaryota; Metazoa; Arthropoda; Branchiopoda; Diplostraca; Daphniidae. The coding region runs from base 69 to 440 and encodes 123 amino acids.